CUCCGACACCCAGCCGACUCCCGGCGGGGGGUGAAAAACUGCGCGACACGCAGCGAGCGUGGCGGCCAUCUUCCUCCUCUGGGCACGUCAGCUGAGCCUGUGACGGCUGAAGAGGAGCGUUGCGCAAGCGCGACCAAGACGGUCACAGGUAACUCCCAUCUGACGGGCGAGGCGUCGCCGUCGUCGCCGGAAGUUUGGCGUAUCUGCGCCGCGGGAGAGGCGGCAGACGAAGCUGUCUCCUGAUACCCGGAUGUGAGGCGAUCCGCUGGCUCGCGUUGGACCCUCGGCCAGGAGUGAGGAAGAUUAAUUCCCAAACACAGGAAGUUAUUAGGAGCAUCAUUCAUUGGAAGCAUCAUCAGUCAACUUAAAGAAACAGUGAUAUGUGAUUUUUGUCUCAGUAAGCCUACUCAGUAUGAAGAGUGAAAACAACAGGGAUGAAGACAUUUAUGAUGAUCCACUUCCAUUUAAUGAAUAGUAAAUAAUCAUCAUGCCAUACAGUUAAUAAACUUAUCUGUUGUGUGUGUGAGUGUCUUCGUGUGAAAAUCUAAUAACUGAAUGGCAAGAACUGCCUGAGAUGGUUUUCUGUCAACAUCAUCAUCACCAUUGCUUAAGUUUUCAUCGUGUAGAAAAUCAUGUACAAGACUUGUAUGGCAGUGGAUAGCCUAUCCUUACGUAGGCAUAAGGUGCUGUGUUAUGUGUUAAGAAGGAUACUUUAAGGAAUGAUUUUGCCAAAUUUUCAUGAGUUAUGGUGGCUGAAAGAUCAAGUCUGUCUUGUGGGAAAAGAAUUAAAUGGCAGCACAAAAGGAAAUCUAUAUUAAUAGAGUAUUUUAUUAAACGAAAGAGGUUAGAUAAAAACUUUAAACUAACAGUCUCAGCAAACAAGGAAAGAAACCUGUUAGCUGUAAGACAUGUUUCAAAUGAAUCGAAGUCCAGUAACUGUAGACUUCAGAAGAAAAAAGUUUUCAAAAUCUUUGUCAAAACAGGUCAGUGAUAAAUAACUCCUCCAGUAAUAGGGCUAGGCCUGAAUACCAUUAUUAAUUGAAAAAUUAACAGAUUGAACCUGAAUUCAGUUUUUGUCAUAAAAAGUUCUAAAAAUAUCAAAUUAGAAUUAAAUUUUCCUCAAAUUUCUAUUGCCUUGUCCAGAAGUAAAGCAAAUAUCUUUCAGCCUUCAUACCAGCUUUUCUCAUGUCCUAGGGAUGACCGAAACCUUACUUGAAGCAAACUAGUAUUUUUGUUGAAAAUGUACAUCAGCCUCAAAGUUGAUUCUUAAGACCUCCUCAGUAAUAAUACUAGACAUUGAGCAUUCGCACCUACCAGGACACGAAAAUCCUCUCAAAAGCUACUUCAGAAAAGGAGGACCUUACUCAGGAAUGAUGUCCAUUCAGGAGAAAUCAAAAGAAAAUUCCUCCAAUGUUAUUAAAAAAAGUGAAGAUAAGAAUUUAGAAACACAAAUUCAAGGUUCUCAAACGAAUCUGGCAAAAAAAUCAGGUCCAAAGGAAACUGUAAAAUCACUGGUUAAAUCUUCUAGUGAGAGUAAAAUAAAUCAACCUGAAUUAGGAACAUGCAUGAGUACAAGGUCAGCAAAAGCUGCAUCCAAUGAUAAAAAAGCUAGUAAAUCCAUUAACAAAAAUAUGGUGACUGUGAAGGGACAUUCACAACAAAAAUCUACAAAAAAGAAGAAAUUACCUCAGAAAAAGUCAGUGCAUGGAACUCCUAAAUCAGAUGAACACCGGAGAUCACAAAGACUACAACAGUUAACAGAAGUUUCAACAAGGUCUCUGCGUAAUAGAGAAAUUCAGGGUCAGGUUCAAGCAGUUAAACAGACUUUGCCACCAAGAAAAGAGUACUGUAACAAUUCUCAAAGUAAAUCUAGUAAAGUUAAAACAAGUCAAAAACAUGUGAAAAGAAAAGUACCCGAAAUAAAGUCUGACUCUAAAGAGGAUGAAAAUCUAGUAAUUAAUGAAGUAAUAAAUUCCCCCAAAGGAAAAAAACGCAAAGUAGAGCAUCAAACAGCUUCUACUUGUAGUUCUCAGUGCAUAAAAGGAUCUGAAAAGUGUCUUCAGAAGAAUGCUAGAAAAGAGGAAACAAAAUCUGUGCCUGUAACUUCUGAGAUAAAUAGAUCAAAAAUGGUUACUUCAGCAGUCUCUAAAAAGAAUGAGGUGAAGAAGUCAGUUCAUACACAAGUGAAUACUAGUGCAAAAUCCCAAAAAAGUCCACAGCCAUCAGUGCCUGAACAAAGUGUAGGUAAUGAGCUGGAGCAAGUGGGAAAGAGCAAACGAGGUAGCAUUCUUCAGCUCUGUGAAGAAAUUGCUGGUGAGAUUGAGUCCGAUACUGUAGAGGUAAAAAAGGAAUCUUCACAAAUGGAAAGUGUAAAGAUGGAGAAGCCUACAGAAAUAAAAUUGGAGGAGACUGAUAAUGAAAGACAAAUACUUCUUCAAAAGGAAACAAAUCAGGAUGUUCAGUGUAGUCGUUUCUUCCCCAGUAGAAAAACAAAGCCUGUGAAAUGUAUACUAAAUGGAAUAAACAGCUCAACUAAAAAGAACUCCAACUGGACUAAAAUUAAACUCUCAAAAUUUAACUCUGUGCAGCAAAAUAAGUUGGACUCUCAAGUUUCCCCUAAAUUGGGCUUAAUACGAACCAGUUUUUCACUCCCAGCCUUAGAAAUGCAUCAUCCAGCGACUCAAAGUACAUUUUUAGGGACAAAACCACAUAAUGAUAAAAAUAUAGCUUGCCGACAGGAAGAAAUGAAAGAAAUUAAUUCUGAAGAAGUUAAAACUAAUGAUGUUACAGUUGAAGUUAAUAAAACCACAAAAAGGGCUCCUGAAAAUUGUCGUUUGGAUAAUCAGAUAAAACCACCCCCAGACCCACCGUUGGAUAACCAGAUGAAAGAUUCUUUUGAAUCAACACCAGAUAAGAAUUUCAGUCUAUGUUUGGAAUCCAAGCUUGAAAACAGUCCAGUGGGAAAUACCUCUACUGUUUCAGCUCUGCCCAGUCAAGCAAAAAUUGGUACAGGGGAGAAUAAAGUUCCAGGUUCAGCUCCCAAACAACAUACUAUACUCAGUAACCAGACACCUAAGGCCAGUGAUGACAGGGAGACACCACCAAAUCAUUCUUGGCCUAAGUGUAAUUCCCAUUCGGAGAUAACAAUUCCAAAGGACUUGAAACUAAAAGAAGCAGAGAAAGUUGAUGAAAAACAGUUGAUCAUAGAUGCAGGACAAAAAAGAUUUGGAGCAGUUUCCUGUAAUGUUUGUGGCAUGCUUUACACAGCUUCAAAUCCAGAAGAUGAAACACAGCAUCUGCUCUUCCACAACCAGUUUAUAAGUGCUGUAAAAUAUGUGGGUUGGAAAAAAGAAAGAAUUUUGGCUGAAUAUCCUGAUGGCAGGAUAAUAAUGGUUCUUCCUGAAGACCCAAAGUAUGCUCUGAAAAAGGUUGACGAGAUUAGAGAGAUGGUUGAUAAUGAUUUAGGUUUCCAACAGGCCCCACUAAUGUGCUAUUCCAGAACUAAAACACUUCUCUUUAUUUCUAAUGACAAAAAAGUAGUUGGCUGCCUAAUUGCAGAACAUAUCCAGUGGGGCUACAGAGUUAUAGAAGAGAAACAUCCAGUUAUCAGGUCAGAGGAAGAAAAAGUCAGAUUUGAAAGGCAAAAAGCCUGGUGCUGUUCAACAUUGCCAGAGCCUGCAAUCUGUGGAAUCAGUCGGAUAUGGGUAUUCAGCAUGAUGCGUCGGAAGAAAAUUGCUUCUCGCAUGAUUGAAUGCCUAAGGAGUAACUUUAUAUAUGGCUCAUAUUUGAGUAAAGAAGAAAUUGCUUUCUCAGAUCCCACUCCUGAUGGAAAACUGUUUGCAACACAGUACUGUGGCACUGGUCAGUUUCUGGUAUAUAAUUUUAUUAAUGGACAAAAUAGCACCUAAAACAAAUUCGUGCCUGCAGUACUAGAAGACAUCUACUGAAGAGAAUGGAUUGGUUGCUGACUUUAACCAGGAACUAGGGCCAUUUUUAUUACAAUGAACUCAGGACUGGCAACAACCGUAAGGUUGUUCCAUUUUCAUAAAAUUGGAAACAAUGCAGUAAUAGCUUAUUAUUGUUUUGUUUUUUAAAGAAGAUAUUUUAUUAUCUUUUACAGAAAUUUAUGAUUGAUGUAUUUUAUCUAUAGUUAUUUAGACAUGUUUACAUGCAGCAGAUAAUUGUUCAUAGUGGACUGAAAACUAAUGCAAGGACUAUGGUCUCAGUGAUAAGUAUAUUUUGAAGUUCUUAAUAUGGAAAUAUACCAGUGUAGCUUGGUACUGUAUUUUUUUAUAUUGAUCUGCUGAUACCAGUUAUAGUUUUAAAGAUUGUAUUUUUACAGAGCGGGAACCAAUGUUUUUGGUUCUUAUUCAAGGAGGGUGCAAUAUUGCAUGUCAAAGAAUUCAAAGCUAAUUCUUAAAGGGCCUGAAAUACAUUUUGAAGGAACCCCUGCAAAAAGGCAUAGUUCCAAAUAAGCAGGAAGAAUUUGGAAUAUUGAGCAUUUUCUUCCCUUUCUUUCUUUCCUAUUCUUGAUGCAGGAAGAAGUGGAAGGUGGUAAAGAAUUGAGGCUUUUCUUCUUGGAGAGCUAUAAAGUGACUAGAAUUAUAAAGUACCCUCUAAAGUUUAUUUUUCUUUCAUUCCGGUUUUAUUUCUUAAAGUAAGUGGCACCUGGGCACACUUAGGCUAUUAACAAAUCCCAAAGAGGUUUAUAAAAACCUAUGGAAUAGUUGUAAGCUAACUAUGGAUGACUUGGUAUCUGCUUUGUUAUUCCUCAGAAAUACUACACUGAGUAUAUGCCCGCGUUACUGGACUUCAUUUUGAUACUUGUCAAUCCUUCAUAGUGCCCUCUACUUUUAAAGGGUUUAUAUGUUGAAAAACUGCUGUGGCCUUUUAUGACCUGUAUAUAAUGUAGAAUAAAAUAAUAAAAUACUUGAUAGCUUUU
Messenger RNA from Mirounga angustirostris (Northern elephant seal), 4942 nucleotides. RefSeq names its product establishment of sister chromatid cohesion N-acetyltransferase 1 (gene ESCO1). The transcript has 13 exons. NCBI's taxonomy places the organism in Eukaryota, Metazoa, Chordata, Mammalia, Carnivora, Phocidae. Gene Ontology annotation, molecular function: protein-lysine-acetyltransferase activity. The record is from RefSeq and is a predicted model, not a curated record. Gene Ontology annotation, cellular component: chromatin; nucleus. Gene Ontology annotation, biological process: mitotic sister chromatid cohesion. Bases 1371 to 3908 code for a protein of 845 amino acids.